UCAGCAGGGCGCUGUCACCCUAAAUAGAUUUAGCUCCUAGCACAGUAGGAAUACGUGCUUUAAAUCUUACAUUGAUAUAUGACCCUGUAAGCAUAGCCAAUUUAAACUGCUUGUUGGGUGUGAUAAAUAUUACAAUCAUUUCAGCAACACAUUUCGCGCUCGCUCUAUUUGCACAGUACAUGCUUGUUGCCACCUCACGUAAUGUUGAUUCCAAACAUAUUCCAUACUGAUGGUUGUAAAACUGGCUUAGAACUUCACUGUAAGUUGUAGUGUCCCAUUCUAAAACCUUGUUGGUUAUGAUGGAGUUGUUGAUAAACCUUUGUAAAGUACGUUUGAGGGCGCCUAGCCAAGCUCAACAAUACACAGCGGACACACCUGUCUCGCUGGUCCCGUUGUUUAUUUGUUUGUAUCAAAUUUAACGUCUUUGUUCUCCGUCGCGCGUUGCGUUUCCCCAAACUAUUCAGUCCUUUCACGCGAUCAAUCUCCAGAAGAAAAGACCACCAGGGUCCUACAGAACUCUUCCCUCCCCCUAUCAACAACGUGAUUUUUUUUCUCCAGACAAACGUGUCUUACAACUCAUUAUAGUCUUUGGCCCUUCGCAGUGGUUCGAAAAUCGGCGACAACAUUUACCACCAGCAAAUAGGACGUAUUGUUACUCAUGGUAUUGUGACUACCCUUAAGAACGGACUGUCAGGUACUUUUGGCAGCCUGUGUACUCAAGUCACUGUUCCCCGUAUACAGUCUCCGUCACGCCAUGCCCGUGAAUCGCCGCUGAUCAGUCCAUCCCACCCCGCCACUACUCGGACUCAAAGCCGCCAGCUUGACCCUCAUUCACCUGACACCGCCAGCCACUCACCGCGUUUCCUUGGCGAAGAAGACCCCGGGCUGCGGUUGUCCCGCUAAAUCCAAGUCUCCCUUUUCAAAGUUCGUGAGUUUAUGGAUUACGAUAUGCAAGCAACUCUUAUGGAGGCGUAAUGGACACAAGAAAGGGAGAUUAGGAAGAAAAGUGCCAUUUGAAGAGGAUUGCAAAAUGGCUUCUUUAGACAAAGCAACAAAGGAGUAUACCUCUGAACACUUUGAAGUCAAGUCUAAGGUAAGAUAAUCGGCACUGUAGUCAUUUCAAAAUGGCCGCCCUUGACGUGAUGCAGCAGCCCGUGGCCCCGGCCAUGAGCCUGACCAUGGGAGACAUCGCGUCCAGAGUGUCGUCAGACGACAGCGGCAAGAGAGAGAUGAACCUGUGCCGGUGUGACCUGGUCACCGUGCCCCUCCAGGUCUACCAGUUCAAGGACGUCGUGACCUUGGACUUGAGUUACAACAAGAUCGCGCGGAUCACGCCCGACAUAGCGGACAUGAGGUCGCUCGAGGUUCUACUGGUGAAGGAAAAUCUCAUCAAAUCUCUGCCGUUAAAGAUGGCUUCCCUGGUAAAGCUCCGGCGCGCUGACUUUUCAAACAACCGUCUAGUCAAGGCUGUACCCGAAGUACUUCUUGGCAUGAAUAAUCUAGAAGAGCUGGAUCUUUCCGGUAACCAACUCACGACGUUCCCGGAGAAGCCGAGGCUUAAGAGAGUCACCAAGUUAAACUUGUCUCGGAACAGGUUCGUGUCCUUCCCGAAGGCCGUACUGGGCAUGCGCGCUCUGAUUGAACUUGACGUAUCGUUCAACACUAUGAGGGAAAUGACUGACGACGAGGAGUGCCGCAUGAGGUUCCUCAAACGACUGGACGUGAGCCACAACGAGCUGCCCUUUCUACCUCGAUUCAUACUUGACCUUAAGAGUCUCGAAGUCUUGGAUGCUUCGGCUAACAAACUCCGGAGGGUGUCGGAUGGACCCUGCCACCUGUCAAAACUCAGAAGAAUCAAUCUUUCUCAGAACGAGUUCCAGUCUGUUCCCAAAAUCGUGUCUCUACUGAAAGGAGUGGAAGAUAUUGACAUUUCGAACAAUCAGAUGGCAGACUGGAUCGUAGAGGGUAAAAUCUAUGGUGCCACUAGCGUCAAGAGAUUGAAGAUGUCAGACAACAGGUUUGAAACGCUUCCUGAAAUUGUAGAGAAACUAGAGAGAUUAGAAAUCUUAGACGCGUCGAACAAUGCGAUCAAGGAAAUGCCUUACGAAUUGGAGUGUACCAAGCGUCUCAGGAAACUCAACUUGGCCGGUAACAAGUUCGUGCAAAUCCCUGCAGUUGUGUUGAGCCUCGUCGUGUUGGAGGAACUGGACAUGUCGAACAACCAUAUAGCAGAUGUGGCAGAGGAGGAAUGCCUCAUGAAGAGGUUGAAGAAAGUAAACGUUGAGCGGAACUGUCUGACCUCCAUACCCGCGUUUCUCCUCCAGAGGAGCAAGUUGAUAGAACUGGACAUUUCGGACAAUAAGCUGUUCACUACGACUCCUACCGGCCAGGCACCAAAGUGGGGGAAGUUGAAGAUCCUCUGUCUACAGAACAACUUCCUGAGCUCCAUCUCGGACCUGCUCCCCAACAUGGGCGAGCUACAGGAACUAAAUGUCAGCAACAACAACUUGAGCACUCUGAAGGGCAUCAAGGGAAGAAAACGUCUGAAGAAGGUACAGCUUCGCAACAAUCAGUUCGAGGCCUUCCCUAAGGAGCUGACUUUGCUACAUGAGCUUGAGGAACUUGAUCUGGGAGAAAACGACAUCGAUUGGCUGCCCGUGGACUUGAAGUUCCUGUCGAAACUCAGAGUUCUUCUCGUGGAUGGUAACAACAUUGAAGCCUUGCCGAACGCCAUCUUGGAAAUGGCGGGACUGACAGUGCUCACGGUAAAGGACAACCCCCUCCGCCAGCCUCCCAUAGACGUCUGCAACGAAGGUUUGCCCAUGAUAUACGAGUAUGUGACGGAGAUGAAGAGAACGGGGAUCGCGCAGAUGCCUCAUCACAAGGUGGUGGUGCUGGGAGGACCCGGCUCAGGGAAGUCCAGCUUGGUGCGGACACUUCUGCAGAGUGAGUCUCACCUGACAGGAGAGGACGACGAACCGUUCUACCCAGAGAACCCCACCGUCCCGGAGAGUCAUCUGUGGACGUUUGACGAGUUCGAAGUGGAAUUGGUGGACACCAGCGGUUUCGACUACUUCACCGACCGGCUGGUUAUUCCUAAGAACGCCCUGUAUUUGGUCUUGUUCAACGCACACGAGUACGUCAGUUCGAAGUACAGACAGGCGGUCGGGAACUGGCUGGAGCUGCUGAACGCUCGCGUGCCGCAGUGCCGAGUCCUUCUGGUCGGCACUCACAGCGACUUCUGCACAGCCAAAGACUUCGCCGCCAAGCACGUGGAAAUCAUGGCGCGCAUCCAGCAACAAGAGCAGCACCUCAUAUCGGACCUGCAGACCAAAGCCAAAGACAUCAACGACGCUAUGAAAAGCCACAGUAGACUGGAACCGUCCAACGAACUGUACGGCUUGAACAGGGAGAUGCUGUUGGAGAGACGACAGGAGCUGGAACAUUUCAUCCGCAAUCGCUGCAGCUUGCCGAGCAAAGUGUUCGCGGUCAGCUCCUCACCGGAGCUAGCUGGUCUGGACGACUUAGCAAACGAGAUCGUCGGCUUCAUGAUGAAGGAGAAGAAGCCAGCUAACAGCGAGGCCUUCCCGGUGCCGUGGUCAUGGAGAGAGUUGUACACCGUCCUGAAGAGGCACGGGGAGGGGAGGCAAGUCAUGACAUGGGACGAAGUAGAAGAAGUCGCCCGAGAGCUGACAGGUCUCAGUGGCCCAAAGUUGGAAAUCGCAAUCAGGUUCCUUCACCACAGACGGGACAUCUUCUGGUUUGGCGCCGAGAUUGAGUCUCCUCUCCUGAGCGACCUGCUGUUCCCCAACCCUACACAGUUCUUCAAGGUCAUCAAGGUCAUCUUCCUGUUCCUGCUCAGAGGUGACAUCGAGAAGCUCUUCGACUUCAACCACCCACGCUUCCGGUCAGCUGGCGUCAGGAACAUCAGUGAAGACGACUUCGAAGACCGCAAGGCGGAUUUCCUCAAACACGGCAUCCUCGACGAGACGAUCCUGCGCUUCCUGUGGAGCCAGUUCGGCGAUCUGUACGGGGACAUCUUGUCUGGGGUCAUCGCCGCCCUGCAGCAUCUCGGCCUUUGGUACGUCACGACCAGCCGGUCCGACAACAGAGUCAUGCACGUCCCGUGGUACUUCUCGGACGACGCCAAGGCGACACACUACGAGCUGUUCUGGCCACCGAGGGUACCGGAGGACACCGAACAACUCACCAUCAUCUUUGGCUUUAGACAGUGGUAUCCGACGGGCUUCUUUGAAGCAGCCAGUGUCCGUAUGCAGGAGUACAUCGAUCCGGUGGCUACCCGUGCGGACUGGAAGGAUGGGGUCCUGGCGACGACACCCUCCCGGAUGAGAGUCUACCUGGGCCGUAGGGCAGCGGAGAGCUCCGCGGUGGUGGAGCUGGCCAUGCGAGGGGACAGCUUCGAGAUAGACACCAUGUGGACGGAAAUCCUCAGAAUCUAUCGGGGAGUGGCUGCUCUACUGACCAGCUGGCCGGGCCUGAGGCACGAUGUCUAUCUGGUCUGCCCCCACUGCGUCAAGCGCAACAUUGAGAUGCCACACAUGUUCUACAAGGAGGUUCUCCGCCAGCCUCGUGGCAAGAGGCGUGUGAUCUGUCCCAGGGCCGCCGGGGGCUUCGUGGAUCCCAAACUUGUGUUCCCGCCGGAUGAAGAGACGGGAGGACUACGGAGAUAUGUGGUCAACACGCCAAAGACUCCUGCAGUCGACAUCAAACCAAAGAUGACUACAGUGAUCCCACAGCUGGACCUGGGCAGUGGUGUGGAGGUGGUCAUACAGCCUGACCCAGUACCGUCCCUCCUGCCUCUGACGGCCGCGGUCGGUGAGGACAGGUACCGGGAGAUCCUCAUGCAGCACCGGGCUACUAUCAUACAGGAACUAAACGUUCGGCCCCUACGAGACUACCUGGUCCAGAGGAAGGUUCUGAAGCCGGCUGAGUUCCAGGUUAUCCUGACGGAGCUCACCAAUCAGGACGAGGCUGCCAAGCUCAUCCACAUGAUCAUGGCGCGAGGACCGCGGGCCUUCAACGUGUUCUGUGCCGCCCUGCAGCGGUGCGGGUACCCGGGACUCGCUGCCAAACUGCUCAGGCCUAUCGCCACCAAGACAGAGCUGAAGGUGCCAUCCGUUCGUCUGAAGGACCAACAGUCGUCCCUGGCGUCCAUGUCCAGCUCUGUUAAGGACCUGUCUCUGGGCGAGUCGACUAUUUCCCCGGGGAUCUCCAGCAGCCUGCACGCCCCAAGCACCAUCGGGCGGCUCCCCAUGGUCAACGACUACGUCGCCAAGUCGUACGACGACAAAGGUAUUGAGGCACAACACAAGCUGGCGCUGCAACGUCACCGCCUGACUAUCAUACGUCACCUGGACGUGCGCGACAUCCGGGACUACAUGCUGAAGAACCACGCCAUCAGGGAGGCAGACAUGGCCGCCAUACUGACACAGCUCACCAGACAGGACGAAGCCGCCAAACUCGUGGACAUCCUGAGCGAAAGGCCUGAACAUGGCUUCCCGAUAUUCUGCAAGGCACUUCAGAAGUACGGCUACCCGGCUUUAGCGAGACAGCUGACAAGACCAACCCAUCUACCAUCAGUGAGAGCUCGCCCAAUGAGAGGACUGCCUCCACGUGGAAGGCACUAUGGAACAUUACCGCCAUGGGGCAAUCGUAAGAAGGGAAACUUGGGAGCCAGGGCGAUGCCGUUCCAGGCCAACCUGGGGAAGAGACGAGGCGGCGGCAGCAUCACCCUGGGAAGACUGCCCCCUAUCGACAAGACUAGCUCAUCGUGGGAGACAGUGACUUCUGCUGAUGUCAUGGACAUGUCACACUAGAUGCCUCCGGCAAAAUCCUAUUUUUUUUCAUUCCCAUGUUGGUACACAUGCAUGUUGACGAACUUCGUCAGUGGUAAUAUUGAAGAGAUUUAUUGUUAAGAAGCCAUAGUUGCCAGGGCUACAUUGCUGCUCAGGAUGAUUUGAUCAACACUGUCUUAUUGUUCGAGACGACAGUGUCGCAAGUAAUUUAGGAGGUGUCUGUUGAGAUAUGGUAGUACUGCCAAUCUUUAGACUGAUUUAUGUACGAAUGAGUUUGCAUACCAAUUUUGAUACAUAUGUAAAUGUAUAUACAUGUAGCAAUGUACAUAAUGUUGUUUUUCAGGUUUGCCCAGAGCUGCUACUGUAGAUUUUCCUGUUUGUGUAGUUGAUUGUUACAUGUUAAUAUAGAUCGAAAGUUACAGAGAUUAUUUUCAAUACAAUGUACAUGAAAUGAG
Branchiostoma floridae (Florida lancelet) is the source of this 6271-nucleotide messenger RNA. Its product is annotated as malignant fibrous histiocytoma-amplified sequence 1 homolog. Gene Ontology annotation, biological process: regulation of apoptotic process. NCBI's taxonomy places the organism in Eukaryota, Metazoa, Chordata, Leptocardii, Amphioxiformes, Branchiostomatidae. Gene Ontology annotation, molecular function: protein binding. The transcript has 12 exons. The coding region runs from base 1125 to 5837 and encodes 1570 amino acids. The record is from RefSeq and is a predicted model, not a curated record.